AUGACGGAUUACACUCAAACAGCGACGGUCACCCAGACAACAACGGUGACUCAACCACACAUCCGAUGCGAUCCAGCAUACGUUAGAACUAUUUCCGGUAUUAUUAAAAUUGUGUGCAUCGUGUUGAACCAUAUCGGGUUCAUCUGCAUAGAGGUGUCAUCCUUCAGGUACCACUCGAGAGGAUCCUUCUUCAACACAGUGGCAAUGAUAGGAUUCUGGUUCACAUGCAUUAUGCUAGUCUUUUAUUUGUUUCACGUGUGCGAAAAGUUUCACAAGAUUCCGUGGUUAAAAAUAGUAAUGUACUUCUGUGCGGCAUGGGCCUUGGUCUACAUGCUGGCCUCGUCAUUUGCGGCAGCAACAAACGUGAAGGCGUUUCAGGCAGCCGCGUUUUUCGGUUAUUGUGCUAUGAUUGCAUACGGGUAUGAUGCAUUCCUGAAAUACAAAGCCGUCCGCUCUGGUGAAAUUGCUCAGGGCGACCGAGCCGCCCACGUAUCGCAACAGCAACAAACAAUUCGAUUGUCAACUACUCAGAAAAGCUAG
Sabethes cyaneus is the source of this 540-nucleotide messenger RNA. RefSeq names its product plasmolipin-like. Gene Ontology annotation, cellular component: membrane. The record is from RefSeq and is a predicted model, not a curated record. NCBI's taxonomy places the organism in Eukaryota, Metazoa, Arthropoda, Insecta, Diptera, Culicidae. The transcript is spliced from 3 exons. Bases 1 to 540 code for a protein of 179 amino acids.